Molecule: messenger RNA, 732 nt
Organism: Sclerotinia sclerotiorum 1980 UF-70
Lineage: Eukaryota; Fungi; Ascomycota; Leotiomycetes; Helotiales; Sclerotiniaceae
Exons: 2
Coding region: 1-732 (243 amino acids)
Cellular component (GO): nucleus
Source: RefSeq, a predicted model, not a curated record
AUGUCUUCCGGAUUUGUAUCAGGUGGAACAGCAGAUGCUCCAACUCAGCGCAGUGAUGAAUGGCUAGCCGCUCAACAAGAAAUCGAAGCUAACAGACAACGAAAAGCCAUUGAAGCAAGACAACAAGACGGAAAGAGCUUGGGUGCGUUGAAUGAACCAGCUGCCAAACAAGAUGCAUUCGAAGAAGCCAAUAAACUCAAGAAUCAAUUCCGAUCGUUAGAUGAAGACGAGGUUGAAUUUCUGGAUUCGGUGUUAGAAAGUACGAGGGCAGAAGAAGAUAGAGUGAAGAAGGAAACUGCGGAAGGAUUGGAGCUAUUCAGGAAACAACAAGAAGAGGCAGACAGGAAGGCGAGAGCGGCGGAGAAUGAUGAAGCAUCAAUACAAGAGGGUUCGCCGGUGCGUGAGGAUGAAUGGGGUACUACGAGCCGGAAACGUAAGCGUACAAAGGAUAAAGAGGUAUUGAAGGGGGUGAAGGUUAGGAGAGCUUCGUCUUCUGCAGAACAAGCUUCUUCCUCGUCUGCCAAAGACUUGCCAAAGAAACCUGCGAAAGACGAUUCUAGCUCAGUUGCGACGAGCACUGAGCCACAAAAUCCUCAAGAUUCUGUCACAGUUUCGGAAACGCAGCCUGCAAAGGUGCCAGCUCAACCGGCGGCAAGCAAGAAGCCACCACCGCCUCCACCCAAAACAGGACUAGGAUUGGUAGAUUAUGGAUCUGACGAGGACGAUGAAUGA